This is a messenger RNA of Syzygium oleosum, 1484 nucleotides long. RefSeq lists its product as uncharacterized. Gene Ontology annotation, molecular function: single-stranded RNA binding; mRNA binding; zinc ion binding. NCBI's taxonomy places the organism in Eukaryota, Viridiplantae, Streptophyta, Magnoliopsida, Myrtales, Myrtaceae. The record is from RefSeq and is a predicted model, not a curated record. Gene Ontology annotation, cellular component: cytoplasm. The transcript has 8 exons. Gene Ontology annotation, biological process: positive regulation of cytoplasmic translation. Bases 176 to 1423 code for a protein of 415 amino acids.
AUCCCAAGAUUGUGGCCAUAAAAGGCGCAGCUCCAGAAAUAAAAAUAGUAUUUUGAAAUUCAAGAUUAUCACUUUGCGCUGCCAAAGCAAACAGCGUAUAGUGCUGCGAAGAGUUUCCAGUCAGUGGUGGUCGUUGCGUUUGUCGUUGUUGUCAGUUGUUUCCGUUUUUGAGGAUAUGUUUGCCCAGAAUUUACAGGACAUGUCCUCGAUAUGUUCCUCUCUGCGACUUCUCUUGCCUCCUUGGAGACGCAAGGAUGCUUACCUCGUCUUGGUCCCCUUGUAUUCCAAGAGGCAGCAUUCCCUCAUCAUCCGCGCAGUUCCUCCUCCUUCUUCCUGCUCGGAGAGCGACGGUUCAGCGCCGAAGCCGAGACGGAGCCAGGUGGGUUAUGAUCCGGCCGAGGAGUUACUGGGGCUCGAGGUCGAUCUGCCCUCAAGGAAUGCCAUUUCUGGCGCACCCCGACCAAGGUCCUGGUUUGGCCCUAGUGGCCAGUAUAUGAGAGAGCUGCCUUGCCCAAGUUGUCGGGGAAGGGGUUAUACUCCUUGUACUGAUUGCGGAAUUGAAAGAUCAAGACUGGACUGUUCACAGUGCAGUGGAAAGGGUAUAGUGACCUGCCGUCGGUGCUUGGGCGAAUGUGUUUUAUGGGAAGAAUCAAUUGAUGAACAACCUUGGGAGAAAGCCCGAUCCAUUUCUCCAUUCAAAGUGAAGGAGGAUGAUGAAGUUGAUAAUCUAGACAUAAAGCUGGAUGUAAGGAAAAAGUCAAAGCGAGUGUACCAGUCAACAUCUCCUGAAGUUGGUCUGAAGAUCAGCCGAGCACUUAAAAGUCUUAAUGAGAAAACUGGACUAUUUAGCAACAGAAUGAAGAUCAUUCACCGUGAUCCCAUGCUUCAUGCACAAAGAGUGGCUGCAAUCAAGAAAGCCAAAGGAACUCCUGCAGCAAGGAAACGUGCUUCUGAACUGCAGAAAGCUUUUUUCAGUGAUCCUGAAAACCGCCGAAAGAGGAGCAUAGCCAUGAAAGGCAUUAGAUUUUACUGCUCAUACUGUGGACGCGAAGGACAUAGGAGGCAUUAUUGUCCAGAACUAAGGGACAGUUUGAUCGACAGGCGUUUCAGAUGUCAGGUCUGUGGAAAAAAGGGCCAUAAUAGAAGAACUUGUAAUAAGCCAGGGUGGAGAUACACCAAAAGCCCCGCCGCUAAGUCUCCUCAUUGCAGAAUCUGCAGUCAGAGUGGCCAUAAUCGCCGGACGUGCCCUAAGAGAGUCAGGGCCAUUCGAGUCAGUAAUGAUAUGAAAAUUAGACUGAUUUCCGCGAGAAAGACGUAUACUUGUAGGUUAUGCCAAUGUAAAGGACACAACAUUCGAAGUUGUCCUAGUAGAGAUUCAGAUAAGUCAGCUGUCAAACUUCAAUCUGACAGACGAAACAAAUGAGAAGUAUUUUUACAGAUUGCAGAAAUUGCAAAUGAGUAGAGCAUGAAUGGAAAUUCUCCUA